Messenger RNA from Hypomesus transpacificus, 2510 nucleotides. Its product is annotated as ELAV-like protein 1. Lineage: Eukaryota; Metazoa; Chordata; Actinopteri; Osmeriformes; Osmeridae. The coding region runs from base 123 to 1244 and encodes 373 amino acids. The transcript has 8 exons. Gene Ontology annotation, molecular function: RNA binding. Gene Ontology annotation, cellular component: ribonucleoprotein complex. The record is from RefSeq and is a predicted model, not a curated record.
AAUCCGCCAACCUAAGAACGGAAGUGGCUAGAGAGACCUUUUGUUGCACAAACAACAAUUUGAAAUCUGAACAGAAUACCUUUCACCUGCAGAUUUGUGUACUUUAACUGGGAAGCAUCCUCAUGGCAGUGAGACGGGGACACAUCAGAUACCUUAAAGUGUGUGAGGUACAGUGUCAGUCAGGGGACAGACAGGAGAAACAGCAGCAUGGCAACAAAAAUGCAGUUAACAUAAAGCAAGAAGUCUAUGACAACGGUUAUGAAGACCACAUGGGAGAUGAACACAAAGAUGCAAAAACCAACCUUAUUGUGAAUUACCUGCCUCAAAACAUGAGCCAGGAUGAGCUGCGGAGCCUGUUCAGCAGCAUCGGGGAGGUGGAGUCUGCCAAACUCAUCCGGGAUAAAGUGGCAGGUAAUCCAUAUAACAGAAGCCAGAGCCACAGUUUAGGUUACGGAUUUGUUAACUAUGUUAACCCUAUUGAUGCAGAAAGGGCAAUCAAUACCCUCAAUGGGCUGAGACUACAGUCUAAAACUAUCAAGGUAUCAUAUGCCAGGCCAAGCUCCGACACUAUAAAAGAUGCCAAUCUAUACAUAAGUGGCUUGCCCAAAACUAUGACCCAGAAAGAUGUCGAGGACAUGUUCACACGCUAUGGUCGAAUCAUCAAUUCGCGUGUGUUGGUUGAUCAAGCCUCAGGCCUUUCCAGAGGCGUGGCAUUUAUACGGUUUGAUAAGAGGGCUGAAGCAGAAGAUGCCAUCAAGGACCUGAAUGGACAGAAACCCCCAGGUGCCUCAGAGGCCAUCACCGUGAAGUUUGCUGCGAACCCCAACCAAGCAAAGAACUCGCAGCUCCUUUCCCAACUCUACCACAAUCCGUCCCGCCGUUUUGGGGGCCCGGUGCACCACCAGGCCCAAAGGUUCAGGUUCUCCCCCAUGAGCGUUGACCACAUGGGUGGCAUGUCUAACGUUAGCGUGCCAGGGAACGCCACAGCCGGCUGGUGCAUCUUCAUCUACAACCUCGGCCAGGACGCAGACGAAGGCAUUCUCUGGCAGAUGUUUGGCCCUUUUGGCGCAGUCACCAAUGUCAAGGUCAUCCGUGACUUCAACACUAACAAAUGCAAAGGCUUUGGCUUUGUUACCAUGACUAACUAUGAAGAGGCUGCAAUGGCCAUUGCAAGCCUCAAUGGCUACCGUCUGGGAGACAAGAUCUUGCAGGUGUCUUUUAAAACCAGCAAGGGUCAUAAGUAAUCAAAGUGGUUGGGAAAGUAUUACUUUUUUUAUAUUUGACAUCAAGGGGAAAAUAUGGAUGACCUAUUCAGGUUGGUUGUGUAUUAUAUCUGUCACUUCAGUUCUGUCACAGACAGUAAAGUUCUUAUACUUUAGGUUGAAUGGGAUGAUUGGAACAAUUUGAAGCUUAUAGCUGUCAGUUCAGGUGGAUUCUAAAGUGUACAGAAAUGUUUUUGACCCAUUCUUGGACUAUUUUAAAAAGCAUCUUGCUGUUCUGGUCCAUGGUAUAAAAAAGAAGUGUGUGGAAAUGUCCUUGUCGUGUAAAUUUAGAUAUUUUUUUGGUUAUUUUUGUCUGAUGUAUGUGUUUUUUUUUUUUACCUUGCGAAACCUACCUGGUCUUGUGCUAUUCUGCACCUAAAACUAGACAUUAAUUUCUAUCUAUAUUGCUCCUGAUUUGUGACAUGAAAGCCAAAAUCUGUGUUAGAUCUAACAUGUUGUAAAUGUUUCAAUAUGCUGCCCAUGGGUACAGAUUGUCUUGCAUAUACUUCUUGUAUACACUUCUGUCCAGUUUUAUUUCAAAUUUUGGAACAUGAGAAUUGGAAGCACGUAUACAGUAGUUUCCAUUAUAAUUGUUUUUCAGUCUGUUCUUUUCAAAUUGCCUUCAAACUUCAGCUAUGUUUUGUUUGUGUUUCUGUAGCUGAGUGUGGUUUGUUGUACUCUAUAGUUCAGAUACUAUUAUAUGCUCAUGGUAGUAGCCUUGAGGGAGUUGUUCAUCUUUUUAAAUUCACAGUUUUAAAUCCUUUAAGUGAAAUGCUGGACAGACUUGUUAUAGCAGUGGCACGUUUACGUGGAAUAGUGCCCUUUAUUUGCAUGAUCCAUGUUAAGUUUGAAGAAAGUUUCAUUUUAACUUUUUAUUUUUAUCAUUUUUUUAGUUUGGCAUGAUGUAAGUGAUGUCUUCUGACUAUCAAUUGGCUUCUUUUUAAGAAACAAAUCUGUAAUUUGCUUGAACUACAACGAGGUACUUCGACAAAUGAUGCCACGCUACUACUAGUAUUGUACUAGUUUUUCUUUUCAUUUCUUCCAAGAGGCCACAUGUAUGGUAAAGUGUGCUGGGUCCAUCUGGUUUAACAAUUUUGUGUAUGUAUUGAUUGUUUCUGAACUUCAACCAGCGAACCACAAUGUAAAUGGUAAGCAAAGCUGUGUCCCCAAGAUAUUGCAAAUCCACAGAGCAACUGCAUACAUCUUGCUCCCACAUUACAAAGAAUAAACUAUUCUCCCUUCUUGUGA